GAUUAUGACUAUGGUCUGCCCAGCGGGGAGUCGCAGCCUUUGCUACACCAAUUUGCAGUAGUACUUGAAAACGCGACCUGCUCAUGCAGCACCCUUCGAAUGCGAGUCGUGAUUGGUUGCUGCGGAACGUCACUCAAAACGCCCCAGUUUCACGAGGACUGCGGCUGCGGCCAUCUUACGGAACGCUUUGGCGCGUGGCGGACUGAAGGGCGUGGGAUUGUUGUGGCUUUGUCGCAGGCGCCUUGGAAGAAUGCCUCCCAAAGGGCGGAAAAGGAAAGCAGAUAUCCCUCAAGCAGAAGCUGUAGCAUCCAGUGGAGAGGGAGCCAAUGAUGUGGAGAAGUUGCCCAAGAUACGGAAGACACAUGAAGGACUGAGAGAUCUUCGUGUGACCAUUGAGCACUGUAAAAGCUGACGAGUCUUUGGACGCAGAGCUGAGGCUGUCAGCCAAGAGCUAUGCCUGGCCUUUCCUGACAUCCUUGUGGAAGUCAACCUUGAAAAGCCCCGGAGGAAUAGCUUUGAAGUGAUUCUCUUGAAAAAGGAUGGCACCAAGGUAGAGCUUUGGAGUGGCCUUAAGAAAGGGCCACCCCGCAGACUGAAGUUCCCAGAACCCAACAACAUCGUUGAGAUGGUGAAGCGCAACUUAAACUAAAGUCAGCAAUGAUAGGGUGGGAGCCCCAGUGCCUCUGUGACGACCCUGUUUGUCCUGUGAGUUGGAGCAUUCAUGAUGGGAUAUGAUGAAGUGGAGUAAAGAAACUCUGGUCAUAUCUCUGAAACUGCUGCCCCUCCCUCACAAGGAAGAAUGGACCAGAUGUUAUUCUUUCCUGCCCCCCCCCCCCCAUCCUUUGAAAUGUUUGUUACUCCUGGGAACAUUUUGGGGAAGAACUUUAUUUUCAGUAAAGCUUGACUGCCUCCUCUAUCUCUUACUUAAUUCUGUUCCAUGAAAUAAAGGUGUCACAAUA
Messenger RNA from Candoia aspera, 959 nucleotides. It is a transcript of the gene SELENOH, whose product is annotated as selenoprotein H. The transcript has 5 exons. The record is from RefSeq and is a predicted model, not a curated record. Gene Ontology annotation, cellular component: Golgi apparatus. NCBI's taxonomy places the organism in Eukaryota, Metazoa, Chordata, Lepidosauria, Squamata, Candoiidae.